AAAUGAGUUUUAGUUUCGUCGUGACAUUGCUAGAGUUAAGUCGGUUUUUUCGAUGCGCGCUGUUUGAAAGUUGAACGUUUCGUUGUUGCUGUUGAUGUUGUUGGUGGUGUUGUUUAUGUUGCGCUGCGCCUCGCUCUCCGGCAGUUACGGGUCCACGAAAGAAGUGAAGCAGGAUUGUGAAUGAGAGCUGGGAGCAAUGUGUGAUGAUUUCUCGAGUGUCAAUGAGAGAUCGCCGCUGAAGAACUGGCGGAAUUGAGACAGUGCGUAACUGCGUCGGUUAUGUCGCCGUUGUGCGAUGAUUGAUGGAUUGUGCUGCAAUGUCCAGGUGUGACUUAAUCGUACGCGGAUUACACGAUAAGUGAGGUUCUACUAAUCGAGCUGAUAAGCGAAAAAUGGUGAAGAUUUGGUGAUUUUAUUGGUGCUUCUGAGGAAGGAAAAAAUACAAGUGAUAAUGCAAUCGAAGGCUAUGUCCAGCCGAGUGAAUACCUAAAGCGUGUCGAGUAAUCAAAGAGAGUGGAAACAAUCGUUCGAAAGUGCAUAGUUGUGCAUGCGGUGGAAAGCGAGAGGAAGUUUGCAUUUUAUCAACUUGGUGCAAAUAUUGGAUUAAGACCACAGAAAACUAGCGACAGACCCGUCGUCUUGGUGCAGUGUGCUGUUUGCAAGCGAGCUAAAGUUUCCGGAAUUUCUUAUCAAGAUCCCCAUUUCUGGGAGCAUCCGAUAGGGCAAGAGCUCCGCCUCUACUAUGAGUGAAGAACGGUGGUGAACACGCAACGCAACAAGAUCUCCGGUGAUUAAUUCCAUCAAUUGGCUUCAAAAAAUUCCCCCUUGCAAAGAGGGUGCAGUGUUUCAGUGUGUAGAGUGGUGUGAUGGUGUGAAACUAGAGCCGAAAAUAGAUUGGAGGAAUUGAGGCAUUCGAAUCCAUCAAUCAACAACACAAUUAUCCUGUCGUGGAGUGAAAACAAAACAACGCAUAAUAUAACAAAAUAUCGAAAAAAAGAAUAAGAGAAACGAGUGAUGAAGAAAGCAACCAUGAGCAACUCAUCCAAAGUGCUAUCGGUGGUGCUGCUGGUGACGGUGGCGGCCACCGCUACCGUGGCAGGUGCCCACUGGGACCACGCGGUCGAUCUGGACGAAAACUAUCGGCUGCUGUGGAGCAUCAGCAACAAUCAGGACAUCACGUUCGAGGUACAGGCCCGCACCUUGGGCUACGUGGGGCUAGGAUUCUCGACAGACGGAUCGAUCUAUGGGGCCGACAUCGUGAUCGGGUGGGUCGAUAACGGCCAGGUUCACUUUCAGGACCGCCACUUCAAGAUGAAUAGCAACGGCGAACCGCACGUGGAUCCCUCCCAGGACUACGUCCUGCUGCUGGGCUACGAGAACGCCACCCACACGGUGCUGCGGUUUCGGCGCAAGCUGGAUACCUGCGAUACCAAUCAGGACGUUCCCAUCACGAACGACACCAUCCGGAUCAUCUACAUGUACCACAACCGGGAUCCGCGGAAUGGGGCCCAGGCCAUCGGUACACUGCCGGAUCCGAAUGAAGCCUUCAAGGAUUCGGUUCCGAUUUUUCUCACCCAGCGUGUUAACCAGGUACCGAUCGAGCUGGACUCGCGCACUCGCACCCUGGAGCUGCGCAACAAAGACGUCGAGAUACCGAUGGGGGACGACAAUCUGCGCUGGUGCAAGAUGUUCAAGCUGGACCAGUUCGUGCGAAAGCAGCACAUGAUACGGUACGAGCCGGUGAUCGAAUCCCGCUCGAAUCUGCCCUUCAUGAAGCACAUCAUCCUGUACGAGUGCCAGGGCUCGACGCCGGAGCUGGAGAUCAUGUCCCGCGAGUUUGGCCGAUCCUGCAUGCAGGCCGAGAAGGAGCUGCUAACUUGCAACUCGAUUGUCGCCGCGUGGUCCCGUGGCUCGGAGGGUUUCACCUUCCCACUGGAGGCCGGCUACCCUCUGGACUCGUACCAGGCCCGUUUCUACAUGAUGGAGACGCACUACAUGGGCUUCCAGAGCAACUCGAUCGACCUCCGUCCUCGCAUGGACAACUCCGGGCUGCGCUUGUACUACACAACGAUCCUGCGAAAGCACGACGCCGGGGUGCUGUCGGUUGGAAUUCAACCCAACUGGCGACACAUUAUCCCGCCGGGUCAGGAACGUGUCGUUUCUGAGGGCCACUGCAUCGAGGAGUGUACCCAGCGUGCCUUUCCCCGACCGGGGAUCAACAUUUUCGCUGUGAUGAUGCAAACCAGCCACAUGGGUAAGCAGGUCCGUCUGCGACAGAUUCGCUACCGCGAGGAACUGCCACCGAUCGCUCACGAUCUGAACGUCGACUCUAACUACCAAGAGUUCCGACGGCUGCACAGUCCCGUCAAAGCACUGCCAGGGGAUCGUCUCAUUGCGGAGUGCUCAUACGACAGCAACGCCAGGAAGACGAUUGCCCUCGGAGGCUAUACCUCCCGCGACGAGACUUGCCUGGUUCUAAGUCUGUACUAUCCGCGCCAGAAGGAACUCACGUCCUGCCAUUCGAUUCCCAGCCUCCCGACGGUGCUGCAUGCCGUCGGCAUCAACGAGCUGGCCCCGGGAGCAAAUCCCAUCCGCAUUGCUUCCCCGCCGGAAAUCGCCGGAAUGACCCUCGAGGAGCGGCUACUCUCCUACGACUGGCGGGUUAACUUCAACGCUUUUCAGUAUGUGAUACGGAAGGGUGCCUUUAAGCCGAUCUGCUGGAGCGCACGAAACACUCCCAUUCCGGGCACCGAAAAUAUGGACGCGUACGCACCCAACCUCACCCGGAUCUGGCGCCCGACGCCAACGUGCGGCGCAACGGCUCCGGCCGGCGCUGGUCCCACCAAUAGCGUGAAUCGCUUCGUAACGGAGCGGGAGUCACAGGCUGCUGCUGGGGGUGUCGGUAACGCACCCAGCUGGACACUGCUGGAGGACGAAAGCAACAAUGUGAUCGAGGGUGCCGCCCGGAGUAAAUCCAUCCGCAGCUCGUCCGGGGUGGCACUGUUUGGGUCCAGUGGGAACGUCGUUUCCCGGGUGGCGCUGUUCGUAAUCUUUAUCAACACCGUCAGGUUAGUGGGGGUAGUGUGAGGGGUGGUGCCGAGCAGCGCGGGGGUGAGGUGAUCGUAAACAGGCAGGGAUGGGUGUGUGUGUGUGCGUGCGCCGCGGAGAGACCAUAGAAAUAUAAGACUGUGUGUGUGCGUGAGAGUGAGACAAAUUGAAAAAGAAAGGAAAUAGAGGAGCAAAUUUGUACAGUUUUACUGUAAAAAGGUAGUUUUGUUCAGUUUUAGAAAAUCGCUAGUCAUUUGAGCAGACUCUGUUAAAUAGUAUUUAGGUUGGGAAACGAAAGAUUGUGACAACAAGAACACUGUAUGCGCUGUGUACGCAACGGUGGGCAACGCGAAACAUUAGUAUUACGAUUAGGAGAGAAUAUAACAAUCGAAUAUUUUGAUCUAAUUUUGUACUCUGAGCCAGUUGUUGAAAUUGUAUAUAUUGUACAUAGACUAGAAAGGACGCAAAAGUGUAUUUUUUGUACAGAAAAUAGGACUAAUAAUAAAU
Molecule: messenger RNA, 3555 nt
Organism: Toxorhynchites rutilus septentrionalis
Lineage: Eukaryota; Metazoa; Arthropoda; Insecta; Diptera; Culicidae
Product: MOXD1 homolog 2-like
Exons: 7
Coding region: 1015-3087 (690 amino acids)
Biological process (GO): dopamine catabolic process; norepinephrine biosynthetic process; octopamine biosynthetic process
Cellular component (GO): secretory granule membrane
Molecular function (GO): copper ion binding; dopamine beta-monooxygenase activity
Source: RefSeq, a predicted model, not a curated record